Messenger RNA from Leishmania mexicana MHOM/GT/2001/U1103, 744 nucleotides. RefSeq names its product putative phosphomannomutase. Gene Ontology annotation, molecular function: phosphomannomutase activity. The coding region runs from base 1 to 744 and encodes 247 amino acids. Gene Ontology annotation, biological process: protein N-linked glycosylation; mannose metabolic process; GDP-mannose biosynthetic process. The transcript has a single exon. The record is from RefSeq and is a predicted model, not a curated record. Gene Ontology annotation, cellular component: cytosol. NCBI's taxonomy places the organism in Eukaryota, Euglenozoa, Kinetoplastea, Trypanosomatida, Trypanosomatidae.
AUGGGCUCCAAGGCUAUUCUUCUCUUUGACGUUGAUGGCACCCUCACGCCGCCGCGCAACCCGGAAACCCAUGACAUGAAGGAGGCGCUGUUGAAGGCUCGUGCAGCUGGGUUCAAGCUUGGCGUCGUCGGUGGCUCCGACUUUGCCAAGCAGAAGGAGCAGCUGGGCGAGUCGAUUCUGGAGGACUUUGACUAUGUGUUUUCCGAGAACGGUCUAUUGGCCUACAAGGAUGGCAAAGAGUUUCACCGCAACAGCUUGCUGAGGGCUCUUGGGAACGAGAAGGUUGUGGCAUUUGUAAAGAAGUGUCUGCACCUCAUCGCCGAUUUGGACAUUCCAGUGCAGCGCGGCACGUUUGUGGAGUUCCGCAACGGUAUGUUCAACGUAUCUCCCAUCGGCCGCAACUGCUCGCAGCAGGAGCGUGAUGAGUUCGAGAAUCUCGACAAGGAGCGCCACAUCCGUGAGAAGCUCAUCAGGGAGCUCAAGGAGGCCUUCCCUGACUACCAGCUUGCCUAUUCCGUAGGUGGUCAAAUCAGUUUUGACGUCUUCCCAAAGGGGUGGGAUAAGACUUACUGCCUUCAGUUUGUUGAGAAUGACUUUGAAACCAUUCACUUUUUCGGUGAUAAGACGUCAGAGGGCGGCAACGAUUAUGAGAUCUUCACUGAUUCUCGCACAAUCGGUCAUUCUGUGAAGACAUAUAAGGAUACAAUUGCGAUUCUUGAGGCACUUCUCGAGGAUUCGCGGUGA